Suncus etruscus (white-toothed pygmy shrew) is the source of this 1107-nucleotide messenger RNA. It is a transcript of the gene GJA8, whose product is annotated as gap junction protein alpha 8. Bases 1 to 1107 code for a protein of 368 amino acids. Gene Ontology annotation, cellular component: connexin complex. The transcript has a single exon. The record is from RefSeq and is a predicted model, not a curated record. Gene Ontology annotation, biological process: cell communication. Lineage: Eukaryota; Metazoa; Chordata; Mammalia; Eulipotyphla; Soricidae.
AUGGGCGACUGGAGCCUCCUGGGGAACCUCCUGGAGGAGGUGAACGAGCAUUCGACGGUGGUGGGUCGGGUGUGGCUCAGCGUGCUCUUCGUCUUCCGCAUCCUCAUCCUGGGCACAGCGGCGGAGCUGGUGUGGGGCGACGAGCAGACCGACUUUGUGUGCAACACACAGCAGCCAGGCUGUGAGAACGUGUGCUAUGACGCCGCCUUCCCCAUCUCCCAUGUGCGCCUGUGGGUCCUGCAGAUCAUCUUCGUGUCAGCGCCAUCGCUGGUGCUCGUGGGCCACGCGCUGCACCUGCUGCGGGCCCAGCAGAAGCGCCAGGACCAGAGCGGUAGUGGUACCCCGAAGCUGCGGCUGGAAGGGUCCCUGCUGAGGACCUACAUCUGCCACGUCAUCUUUAAGACCCUCUUUGAGGUGGCUUUCGUGGUGGGCCACUAUCUGCUCUACGGCUUCCGAGUCCUGCCCCUCUAUCGUUGCAGCCGGUGGCCCUGUCCCAACAUGGUGGACUGCUUCGUGUCCCGGCCCACGGAGAAAACCAUCUUCAUUCUCUUCAUGCUGUCAGUGGCCUCUGUGUCCCUCCUCCUCAAUGUCACAGAGUUGGGCCACCUAGGACUGAAGAGGGUCUGGGGCACCUUUGAGAGGCGGGAGUCACAGCCCCCUGAGAGGCUCUCUGAGAAGUCCCCAAACUCCAUGGCCAUCUCCUCUGUCCAAAAAGCCAAAGGUUACCAGGUCCUGGAAGAGAAAUUUGUGUCCCACUACUUCCCCCUGACUGAGGUGGGGACAGUAGAAACCAGCCCACUUCCAACCAGGUCUUGCACUCAGAUGGAGGACCAGGUAGGCCCAGGUACCCUGAAGGACUUGUCCCAGACUUGCCAGCAGGAGACACUGCUGUUACAGGACAGGGAGUGGCCAUCAGAGCAGCAGACAGAGGCUCAGGGGGUUGGGGCAGCAGAGGUUGUGACUCCAGGAGCUGGGAAGGAGUGUGAGGAAGAGCUGCAGGCCAAGAAGCUGCCUCCACUAUAUUCUGAGCUGAGCCAAGAGGCCUGGGAGUCCCUGAACAGGCCAAGCACUGCCGGCAGGGCCAGACCAGAUGACCUCACAGUGUAA